Messenger RNA from Lodderomyces margitis, 1395 nucleotides. It is a transcript of the gene EXG2, whose product is annotated as glucan exo-1,3-beta-glucosidase. The coding region runs from base 1 to 1395 and encodes 464 amino acids. The transcript has a single exon. Lineage: Eukaryota; Fungi; Ascomycota; Pichiomycetes; Serinales; Debaryomycetaceae. The record is from RefSeq and is a predicted model, not a curated record. Gene Ontology annotation, cellular component: extracellular region; cell surface. Gene Ontology annotation, molecular function: glucan exo-1,3-beta-glucosidase activity. Gene Ontology annotation, biological process: glucan catabolic process.
AUGAUAGUUUCACUAUACUAUUUAAUCCUUUCGCUUGUUAUACCAAUAUUAGUUGUGGCACUGUCCAACAGCACAGCCGACUUACAAUAUAAGGGCGUAAGUAUCGGUGGAUGGUUAGUUCUCGAACCUUAUAUUACGCCGUCGCUUUUCAAGGAUUCCUUGUCGGAUGAUGAGACUGAGAAGGACCUUCCCGUAGAUGAGUACCAUUAUUGCAAAAAGUUAGGACACGACGAAGCGUCAAAGCGUUUACAGCACCACUGGGGAACGUUCUACCAAGAAUCCGACUUUAAGGAGAUUCGUGACCAUGGGUUGAAUAUGGUGAGGAUCCCCAUUGGUUAUUGGUCUUUUGAGAAGUUUGAUGGAGACCCCUAUGUUUCUGGAGCACAAGAUUAUCUUGACAAAGCAAUUGAAUGGUGUUCAAACCACGAUUUGAAAGUGUUGAUUGAUUUGCAUGGGGCUCCUAAUACUCAAAAUGGUUUUGACAAUUCUGGUUUGAGAAAUAUCGGGUAUCCUGGUUGGCAAAAUAAAACAGAGUAUGUGGAGCACACCAUUAAAGUCUUACAACAAAUAUAUAAGAAAUAUGGAACAGGGGAGUACGCUGAUAAUUACAGCGAUACGAUUAUUGGGGUUGAGGUUUUGAAUGAACCCUUGGGCCCCAAGUUGAACAUGACUGACUUGAAAAAGUUUUACAUUGACACGUACAACGAUGCUAGAGACAUACAGACAGUCAACAAUUCAAUCUUGUUUCACGAUGCUUUUCAAAGUUUGGGGUAUUGGGAUGAUUUCUUCACCAAGGGCCAAGUCAAGUAUCACAACCGGACACUAAAUGACACAGCUAAAUUUGAAAAUAUUGUCGUUGAUCACCACCACUACGAAGUUUUUGGAAAUACUGUUGCCGAUAAUGUGACUCAGCAUUUGGAAAAUAUUCAAAAUUACGCAAGCUCAAUUGGGAAAGAAAAGAACCCAGCUAUUGUGGGAGAAUGGUCAGCUGCCUUAACUGACUGUGCUCCAUGGCUUAACGGUAUUGGGUUGGGAACUAGAUAUGAAGGUACAGCGCCCUAUGACAAUAAAGCUGCUGGUAAGUGUUCAGAUGUGACACGCAAUUCAUCGAAAUGGUCUAGCAAACAGAAAAAGGACUAUCGUAGGUUUGUUGAGAUGCAGCUCUACCAGUACAAUGCUCGCACACGUGGAUGGAUAUUUUGGUGUUGGAAAACUGAAGGAGGAGCCACCGAAUGGGAUUUUAGACAGUUGGCAAGAAUGCAAGUCAUUCCACAACCGUUGGACGAUUACAAGUACAUUAAGAACGGGAAAGACACCAGUGGUAGUAGCAAUACUGAGGUUAAUGGAGCGUUCCUAAAGACAAUGAUAGCACUUGUUGCGUGGUAUAUUUUAUAG